UUCGGGUUGCCGUAGUGCGUCACGUGUUGACGAGGUUUGCUAGCUGGUGCUACCGAAAGCUUCAGUAAAUAUUUGUAAAGUCAAGGUUACACUCGAAUAUUUACUGAGAUAACAAUAUUGCCAUUAGACGAGCGCUAUAUCGUGCGCUGAAAUGCCUUAAUGUCGCUGAGUAUAGUUUGGUCAAAAACGCCUGUUAUUGUAUAUUUUUAUUCUGACGAGCUAAUGUAGCUAGUCCAACUGCUAGCCAGGAAGAAGAGUUGACAUAUUACUGUUGGCUUGAAGUUAGCUAACAUAGUCAGAGACGUUGGAGCUGAAAUAAAGAGGUAAGGUAAUACUUUUAAGUAAGUUACUGUCGACUGUUGGAGAGGUAUUUGGGUAUUUAUUUUAAUGCUGAUACAAGUGUCAUAAUGGCUUUCUGUGCGCACAUGUGCAGACACUUAAAUUGUAGUUUCUAAUUCGUGUUAGUUUCACUAAAUAUAUCAAAUAAACGACCAUGAAUCUAUCAAGCCAGAAGAAAUCAUUAAGUAAGGAUGCGUGAUGCAGGAUUUUGCAGAUAUCUGCAGUACUGAUAUUUUCACUCUCAGUUAUUUAUGCUGAUAUAUAACUUUAUAUUUUUACGUAAAUAACUUUAAGUUUUCCUGUACUAAACCGCAUCUGUCACUAUCUUAAUUCAGAGACCGACAGAAAACAAGAUAAACAGCAUUUGAUUCUGCCAUAGAUAUACUCCUCCUGGUCUCCUCCUGAGUUGCUUUGCUCCUCCUCCCAUUCUUGAUCAAAGCAUCAUAUUGAUGGAACAUAUUAGUACAGGCCAAAAGUUUGGACACACCUUCUCAUUCAAUGUCUUUUCUUUUUUUUUUUUAUAUGACUAUUUACAUUGUAGAUUAUCAAUGAAGGCAUCAAAACUAUGAAUGAACACAUGUGGAAUUUUGUACUUAUAAAAAAAGUGUGAAAUAACUGAAAACAUGUUUUAUAUUCUAGUUUCUUUAAAAUAGCCACCCUUUGCUCUUGAUGACAGAAGUACUUAGUCGUAAAGUAACCCUGACAAGGCACACCUGUGAAGUAAAAAACAUUUCAGGUGACUACCUCAUGAAGUUAAUCGAGAGAACAGCAAAAGUUUGCAGCGCUAUCAAAAAAGCAGAGGGUGACUACUUUGAGGAAUCUAAUAUAUAAAACGUGUUUUCAGUUAUUUCACACUUUUUUCUUAAGCACACGAUUCCACAUGUGUUCAUUCAUAGUUUUGAUGCCUUCACUGAGAAUCUACGAUUUAAAUAGUAAUGAGAAUGAAGAAAAUGCAUUGAAUGAGAAGGUGUGUCCAAACUUUUGGCCUGUACUGUAUAUCAUGCUGGAUAAAUAUAGACUUUGAAGGUUUCAAGGAAGACAGCAGGGACAAAAGAGGAAGUUAACUUUACUGUGCUGAACUGCAAAAACUAAGUCAAGAUGUCUGAAAACACAAGUGGGAGUAUGUGUCAGAGAAAGUGAUACAUUGACGCAUAAACAGCCUUUUUCAGGUGCAAAGGUUCUAGGUAGGAUACAUAUGAAUACUGAAGCAAGCAGGAUAAGUUUGUUUUUUGUUUUGAAAACACCACCCACACACGUCCAGGACAAAGUCAGUAAGGAGAUAAAGAGAUACAUGCCUUGUGCACAGGUGGUGCCAAAACUACUACCCCACACAAGCUCAAAAUAACGUUGCAUUCCAUGCGUGAGCAAAUUUAAAGUUUUGCCAAAACCAAUGAUUGUCCCUUUAGUUUCAUUUGUCUAAUGGUUCUCCAUCCUCUCAUCAAGAGCUCCAGAUGCGGCUAAAGGAUCCCUUCUCCUUGAAAGCCGCCGAUAUGACAAAGCGGACCAAUAAACCGAGGAAACCUCGAGAUGAGGAGUCAUCAGAUGAAGUCAGUGGUGAGUUACUGAGGCAACUUUAGCUAUGGGAUUUUAUUUUGGUGGUUCUUCACUCAUUGGAUAGUGAAUGAAAUAAACCGAAAAGCCAGGGUAUCUAUUGAGGACAACUCUCAGUCUGGUCUGAAGGGUAUGUUUGUUUUAUUCAUGUAAGACCAGAUAAUUAAACUGUAUCAAAGUCCCAGGAUAUAAGGAUUCACAAUGUACAUCCCAGCAAAAAGAAAAUUACUCAUGAACCACAAAUUUUGUGUUAAUGAGAACUGAAGGUAACACUUUUCUUACACUACACUUUUUUAUUCUUAACCAGGGUUGACUUGCCAGCAUGUAAGUAAGGCGGUGGACCUGAACUCAGUGAAGAAAUCGGUUCUGUCGAACGUGUGGCUUGUUUGCUCUGAAUGUCUGAAAGAGAGGACAAUGAUCGAUGGAGAGCCAGCAGCAUCCAAUGACAUCCUGGUGUGCUUAAAAUGUGGUUUUCAGGUAACUGUUUUGUCAUAAUAAUCAUCAUCAUAAUAACAAUUGCAUUAUUUAAUGUAUCUUAAACAGUGUCAGCUGGUUUUGGACACAAAAAGGCCUAUUGAUGUUUGUGUUAGUGUGUAGAACAAACACAGGGUUGGAAAUAGGAAGAAGAAUACAUGAUGAUGAAAAUAAGUACAAAAAAAUCACUCAGGAAUAUUUGUACUGUUAAGUCUAGUGUCAUAUAAUGUAUCUACAAAGCUGGGUUUGUCUGAAAGUAGAGCAUAAAUGUGAGCUGAAGGCAUAAAUGUAGGUUCAUGUAUUCCUUUAACAUUUGAAGUCAUUGUUCUAUUUUUAUAAAUCUGUUUUUUUUUUUUUCUUUAUCUGAACUAUUUUUAGGGCUGUAACCAAUCAGAGAUCCAGCAUGCUAUCAAACACCAUCAAGCUUUCCAUCCAGAGUCUCACUGCAUCACCAUCAGCCUGAGCACAUGGAAGGCCUGGUAAGAGAUUUUAAGAGUGCGUUUAUUGUACACUGCUAAAAAGAAAAAAAGGACUCUGCAUACUUAAAUCUAGUCUGUUUAAACAUGUUAUGAUAAGUGCCAGGAUGUGACAGUUGUGACUAUAUGUGUGUGUGUGUGAAUGCUUCGACCGGCUUAAACACAGCAGUGCUCUAUGACAAACCUUUUUUAUCAGCAUUAAGUUUAAGGUACAUUCAGUCAUGUUGUUGGAUAAAGGGUAUUUAAUGAAGUUUUACUCAGCCCUUACAUUUUACUCUUUGCGAAUGUCUUUCUCCUCUGCCGAGUAAUCCUGCUUGUCAAAAAGUGUUCAUUUUCCAACUUUUGUGUCUUGAGGGUUAUUAAAUUUCCCGUAACUCCGAGCCUUUCUGGUUUUCACUUUCAACCUAUCUCAUUGUAACAGGUGCUUUGAAUGUAAUGAGGAGCUUUCGAUUCACUGCAACAAGAAGGCUUUGGCUCAGACCCUGGACUUUCUACAAAAGCAUUCUGUCAAGGCAACUUCAGGUAAGGUUGGCAAGUCUCUGGAGGUUUGGCAACGUAUCAACGUUGAAGAAAGCUUUAAUUAGACACAUGCAUUCUUUCAGUGUAUCAGCGAAGCCUAAUAAAAUCAGUUUGAGUCUUUUUAAUUCAGCAACCUUUGAGUAGAAUUUGUUGGCCAUGGCUGCAAAUACCUUGGGAUGGUGUUCCAGUAUUACUGGAUGGUGAAUCUGAAUGAAAUUAUGCACUAGAGAGCUUCAAUCAAGGUUUUUGUGCUAAUUUCAUAGUGUCCACCUGUGCACAACAGGCUAAUAUCACAAUCUUGUCAGGGCUGUAUAUCAGAAAGUUAGUAUUUACCAAACCCUAUUCUGCUCAACAAAGUACCCGCAGCACAGAUGACCAAACUUACAGAGUCAAACAGGCCCUUGUUUGUUGCUGUCAUUUUUAACACAACCUGUCCAGGAUUGGUUGCAGUACACCUGCUCCCCCUGGUGGCUGCGGUUGUGUGAACCCUUGGAUUGAAUGUGACAUCUUUAUUGUAACAACAGCCUAUGUUUGUGCGUUAUAUGUGAAGCCAUUAGGCGUGUAAGCUUUGUUUGAUCGUUUCUUAUACAUGAAACUAUAUUUGAAUCCUUUCAUUAAGCUUGUAAAGCCCUUUUGGCUCCACAAAACGCACUGCAUAUAUGCUGAACACAAAAGUUAUUGCCAAACACAUUAUUCCUGUGAAAGUAUUUCAUCGAUAUUGCGUGAUGCAUACAUGUAAGAGCCUGAGAAUAAUCUGUUUUAAAAUAACAUCAGCUUUGUAGCAGCAGCUUGUGGUCACAGUCAUAUUUUUCAUUCUGCUUUUGUUUAUCUGUCCUUUCACCUCACUCACACCACCUGACCCCCUUAAUAAGUCACUCAACCGUACAGAUAUUAACCCCCUUUUCCCUUACACCCUUGUACACCUUCUGCUCCCAUCUGUAUGUACCUCGCCAUUGUGAGAUGACCUCUUACCAAACUGUUGCUGAUCAGGGUGGUAGGUAUCAUCACUUUCAGUCUCAAUGGGUGCCUCAGCUUGGCCCAUUUGCCAGUGGCCAAAGGCCAGUUGCCCAUGCCCAGUCAGACUGGUCCUCCAUCAGUCUCUCAGCCACAGCUUCAGAGUUUUGGGAUUGAUGCUGCAGCAAUCCUCCACCCUAACCCCCACCCUGCACACUGCAUGACUGCACACAUUAGAGGAAUUAGGCGCUUGAGCGAUGCUUCUCGGCUGGGUUCCCUGAAGAACAAGAGCAGCUGCGUGGGGUUUAGCUAUUGCUCUCUUGCUCUUUGUCCUCCCAUUGCUAUCUGUUUCCAUCCCUUGCUUCCUCUGUCAAGCCGCUGUGUGUCUCACCACCUCUGGGCCUGUGUGCUGCACUAGUGGGAGCCAGGGUCCUCAACAAGUCAGAGCGACUGGAUCCUUACAGCUGGAGCACGCUAACUCUCAGUGGACAGACACACAGACGAUGAAAAGUAAUGAACAACGAGAGAAAAUAGUCUCCAAACUCUGUGAUGAAUAUUUGUUGGCAGAUAACAAACGCCUGAGUAUUAAAACGUGUUGUAUUCUCAUGAGGCGUUUUGUGACAUGUCUGCGACAGAGAGCACAUGUUUCACGCUGGAACAGAGUCUGACUAACUUUUAUUCGCCGAGUACAUUACAAACCUGAGGAAUUUUCAGAUCCUGUCUGUAUAAUGUGGUUUGAACAAACCUAUAUAUUUGUGAUACUCUGCUUCACCCAGGCAUAGUGAGCACUGGCAACCAAAAGCACCUCAGAGACAGAGACAAGAAAUGAUGAGAAGUCGUUGGAAAAUAUAUAUGCCAAAACAUUAAGUUGACACAAGUUCACUUUUCUUCUCAAUCGCAGUCUCAGACGUUCUUUUAAGCUAAAUUUGCCUUUUUGAUUUGAUGUUUAAUGUGUUUCUUUUCAGAAGUGUAGCGUUGAAGAUUGACACUUGUAUACCCACUCUAUGAAUGCAAGAUCAGUGAAGGACUAGAUUUCUGAACGUUGUGUUUGUAUAUUUGAGCAGCUAAACUUUGGUGGACAUGGUGCCACUCAGGGUCCCACAUUGAUGGGAAAUAUUCUGCUGAGCUGGACAGUCGCUGCUUACAGCUUUCUAUCUUUUCCUCUUAAAUUACCUGCCACCUUUCCUGCCACCCAAUUGUUCCACACCCGUUGACCAAAUAGGUAUAGAAGCAGGCAGCCAUUGUCGCAGCAAAAUAGGUGGUUGUUGUCUGUUGAGGAGCUUGUGAAAUUGCAUUUUAGUAUGAAGGCCAUGUUUUCAGAGGAAGCUGCUGUUGUACUGUUUUCCCCAUAUACCCCAAGCACAAAAGGGCCCCAGCAAGGAUUUUUUUUUUUUUCAGAUUCCAUAAUAAUUUUGCACAACAACAGCUCAGGGUAGAAAGAAAGUCGAUUAACUGUGCUCUCUCACCAUCAAGGCCUUCAGCUGAAGUACCAGAGUCUCAGUAAAAAGCGAAUUGACCUCAGGGAGGUAGACUCCAGCUUGUAACACAGCUGGGGAGUCUUUGUGGAGCAAAUUAAAAUGUUGGUUCUGAAUAGACAUCAGAGCAUGUUUCUCAUUAGAAUCGUCAGUUCUGUCUUUCAGGGCAAUGAUUGUUAUCAGUCACAGUUGCAAGGUGCUUUUCACCCGACUGAGAGCUUGUUUUUUUCUAAUUUUACAACUUUAAAAAUAAGCUUAUCGUCUUUUGAUCAUUAUUCUUGGUUUUUUAAACUUUUGAUUGUCCAAAUUGAACAGUUUUACACAUGCGAGGUCUCGGACAUGCUGCUAGGACAACUACUGUGGUUUAAUUUAAUGUGCAUUGAUUUUUUUCUUCAUAAGUUCUUGAGGGGAAAGGAGUUUUUGUAGUCUACAAAAUGUACAUACAAACAUUUCUUUAUCUCUUGAAUACAAAGAGCAGCAGCUAUGACAUACCUUUAGAGGCAGUGAUUUAUUGUUAGAUACAACCAUUAACACUGACUGAGUAAUAAGAUAUUCUCAGGGAUGCAUUUUCCUACCAUGCGUCGCUCUAUUUUAUUCACACACACUAAUAUAUCCUGUUUACAUAACGUGCACAUAACCACCGAUACAAACUACUUUUAAAGAGUCAUGAAAGCUGGGUCUCUGCUAAAUGUCCCAUAUGAUAAAGGAGUCAUUAGAGGGAUGUUGUAAAAUGACAAACUCAGCGAGGACAUUUUCACUAGACACCACUUCUUAUUUAACUUUUGUGUCCAUAUGGGAAUAAAUCUGAAUUAGUUCAAAACAUUGUUUUAUGGUGGAAAAGAUUGAACAGUUUUGCACUUCAGAGCAGUUAAAUGAUUUAUUCAUACAGCCCAAUCUGCAGAAAAGUGAGUACAUUUGUGGAUGUUGUUGCGUGGUUAUACAGUUUGAGAGACAAUUACAUUCUGGUUGUUUGACAAAAUCUCUUUUGAGAAUCGUCGGCCAAAGACAGAAGCAGAAGAUGAGGUGUUAUGUGGCACCUUUACUUACCUGGUUUCCUUCCUCUGGGUGUUGAUUUUUGAAACCAUAAUCCUUAGUUAACUGUCAGAGUUACUCAUCUGACUCAGUAGUCAGUAUGAUGCUUGUCCCCUGGUGGUGCUUUCAUGGAGGUAAUCAAGGGUGAUUCUGUCUUUAUUCCCACCAUCGCACAUGAAAGUAGGCCAGAUAGUGGUAGGCAAAUAGGAGUGUGUGUGUGUAUGUGUAAGUAACAUGGCACUGGAUUCUGUUGGCCUCAGAUGGCAAGGAAACAGGCUUUUCAUGCCCUGCAGUCACAACAAAUUAGCGAAUUAAUAAGACAUUUGGUGUUGCUUGGCCUUCCUCUCGACUGCAUGCUCUGCAUGAAGGGAGCUGGCCUUGACCCCCCCCCAAACACACACAAACACACUCACACACACACUCAAGCGCUGCUGCUCUGUAAGUGAACGUACAGGCAUGAAGCCCACUGGCCAUACCAUUUGACAGCAUCUCAGCCCAACAAAGCAGAUGAGAAAAGGAAACUGAUCAAAAAAGCUUUUACAGAAACUAUGUUUCACGGGCUCUUUUCGUUUGUUUGUUACCUCAACAAAAAGAAACUUCACAUUUUUAUUGCAGUUGAUCUUUUAUGUUAAAUCAGUGUGCAUAAGCGGCACACAUUUGUCUAACACUAAACUAGAGGAAAGUAAGAUUUGUUUAGGGCAUGGUUUUACGAACAUUAAUCAUAUCAGAAAGAUUUCAGUGUUUGUGUUUUAUUUUUCUUCUGCAAGUACUCCUGUUCUGUUCUCUGUAAAAGCAAACCAUUCCCCAGUUUCUUUGUGUAUCUCUUGUGUGAAAAGAGCAGCGAGUGCAGGAGGUGUUAGCGUACACGCGUGCAUGUGGAUGAUCCCGAGCACCGUGAUGAUUUCCUCUACCCUGGGGAAAGGCUCCACAGUGUCACUGCUGCCCAAACUCGGUGGCUGAGCAAGGAGGGCCAGGUGGUGGUGCCGAGUGCAGCACAGUCAAGCGUGGAUGCAGCGCAUGCUGACAUUUGCCUUUACUGACUGCUGGAGGGAGAGGAAAAAUCUGCUUUUCCAUAUGCUUGUGCUCGUUGCAACCCUUCCCUCCACCCUCUGCCCUCCCCUUGUCCUCUUCUACCCCCCUCUCCCAAGUCUCAACCAGAUGGCUCCCUGAACAUUGUUUACCUUGGGUGACAGUCCCAGAUGCAGUGUGUGUCCAUCGGCAUCCCCAUUCUGCCCAGUUAGUUUCCUCAUUCCUCUGCUGUCUCUUGGCUGAAGUGCCAGUUGCAUUUUUACACUCAGGUUGCAUGAUCUCGGUUGAUUCUGUUUUUCUUGGCGGAAAAACCACAACAAGCAGAUCCUGUCAAUGAGACACUCUCAAUCCCGCUCAUUCUUUUCCUCCUUUGCUCAAUUCUUUCCCUUGACACCAAAAAGAAAGUUAAUUUUUCUGACUAGGGCUGCUGUCUCUUCCUGUGUCUACGUGUUUUUAACGUAUUAUGUGUAUCGACAUAUGGGAGCUCCCAUAUGGCUGCUAUUGAAGAUGGAAAUAGGCUUCCAGAUGUUGCAAGCACAGAGGGCCAGAUGCAUUUAGCACCUCUGGGUUGAGUGCCACAAAGUGACAGCGCCUCAACAAGCUGAACCUCAGCCCAUCAUGGUCCCAGACUGCAGACCGUAAAACAGCGCCCUGCAUCCCCACUCAGUGCUGAACCGCUUUGUCGUCACAAUGUUUGAUUAAAAGAGCACAGUCGGUGCAGCAAAGAAAAAUUCAAAAUGCAGCAGUCUGAAGAGAGAGACCAUUUUACAUACUUGUGUUCAAUUAAUUGUGUUUUUUUUUUCUUCUCAAGUCUGUUCAACAGAAAAGAUGUCCUCUCUUUUUGAGUGGAAUGUGGUUGUGUAUGAAAUGCAAAUUGUCAGGUCGCGAGUAGAAAGACCCCGGUUCACAUUCCAGUGACUGUGUCCUGGGCACUUCUGCUAAUGUCCUUGGCCUUGAGGAGGAGAAGCUCGCUGGGUAGCGGCCAGCGGCAGGCUUACCACUGCUGUGGGCUUGAAUACCUUUUCAACAAAUGUGUUGUGCACAAGGAGAGGUUUCAAAGAAUUCAAUGUGUGCUAAGGCAAGGCCAUUUCUGUGUUAAGGGGAAGAACGGAGUAAAGGUGCAGGUUGAAAUGAUGUUUCACAGUUCAAUUGAAUUUUCUUACUUUGGAUAUAGGCGGGUUCAGGCCAGUGAUCUUGCAGCCAGCCUGCUCUCUUGACUGGCUUAUACGGGUGAAGUGCUCAUGGACCAAACUCUUUUUGUGCUCGCCAGCCUCAAGUUGAUUUUUUUUUUUCCUGCCUGAAGAUACGGCCAUUUUGUUCUGUUACAGCUUCAUAUCGGCUUACGACAAGAAAUAAUGUUGGACUUUGCGGUUUCAAUUCAUACAGAAUGUAAAACUUAUUAGUUUCUUUAUGUAAAUUAUAUAUAAGUAUUAAGCAUUAUAAUGUAUAGCAGUCGUCUUGUUAAAGUGCAGAUUUUAUAAUUUUUUCUUUCUUUUUUUUUCUUAGUAAACUUAGUUAAGAUUAAGAAUCGUAUCUACAUGAGAACAUUAAACUCUUCUUGUAAUAUUAGGAUCUCUUACAGUUUGACAACAUUUGUUAAAUGCUGUUGGAAAUGAACUGUAGAAGUAUUUGUUUUGUUUGAAGCUGCUCUCUCUGUUUUGUAACUACUGUAGUCGGUCCCCAGCAGACUAUCUGUGUGUCACUGUUAGAUUCUUACCAUCUGUGCCUCGGUGUCUGUUUAAGGUUAGUUUUCAUUGAUGAUCAGAAGUAACAGCUGGCUCUGAAGAGCCAUCUUUCCAACCCCAGCCCCCAACCCUCCCUUACCAACCAGCGGAAACUUCUACAGCUGUCAUCUGCUUUCCCAAAUGACCCCGCUUUCCUUCCAGCUGCCAUCUCAGCACCCUGCUCCCAUCCCUAGUCUUGCUCCAAGGGUAAACCUUUUUUUUUCCAGCAUCAGGCUGUAUGAUAAUUUAAUGGACACUGGAAUCUUCCAACAUCAAGGCUGACUUUCAUAUUCAGUCUCAACCAAGUUGCCAUCUGAGUCAACAUCUAGACUUGAUCACCAAAGGUCGGUAACGAAAAUAAUCUUAUAGUCGAUAUAAACCGAAGUUUGUGAACAGACUCCUCACAGAACUAGCCUGGAAUCUUUUAUGUAACUUUCCAUUUGCGUUGCCAGUGAGCACAAACCAAUGUGCAUCUGGAUGCAGUUGGGCGGAGAGCAGCUAAGUGUUCAAACAAGGCCAAAAAAGGAGCAGGAACUAUGAGUCUAAUCUGGCAGCAUGUCUGAAGGUAAACUCUGGACCAGCUGAUUUCAGAGCCCCGCUGUGAAGCAGCAUUCAUAUCACCUUUGACUUGAGGCCAGUUUGUUUUUCCCGGAAUGGUUAUUUGUGGCAACAUUAUCAGCUCUUUGUCCACAUGAGAGAGUAAAAAAAAACAGCUGUUACUAGAGACACAUGUUCACGAUCGAACUUCCAAGUUCUUCAGCAUUGUGACUACCCGUUCCUGAGAUUGAAUCCUUGUUAGUCAGUGCCAACAUAAACUGUGGUAAUCAAUAAUGUAACAGGACCCACAGUAGGAGCAAUCCUCAGCAGCCAUAAGUCCCAGAACAGUGCAUAUCUGUUUUUAUAAAUACAAUACACCACUUUGUUGUACCGUCUUUUUAAAUGACUUUGUCACAGUGGAGAGUUUUGUUAGUUCCCUCUUCAUCUGACCACUGGGCUGUUUUUUUUUUGUCUGUGUUGCAGGUGCGUCACCCAAAAUCAUCAAGCUUCAAGAGGAGCCGUCAGACAAUGACCCACCCAAAGGCAAAAGCCCAGCCCUUAACAGCACCCUGGUUCCUGUCAAAGGCAUUAACAACCUGGGUAACACCUGUUUCUUCAACGCUGUGAUGCAGGUUGGUACGAUAACCAUAUAGAAAAUGGGAACAAACAAAACUCCUAAAUAUUGAUGUCAUUUUACACAAAGUGGAAAAAAAAACAGGCAGAAGAAUGUCAGAAUAACUACUCAAGGUUGAAAUAAAGCAUUAUUGGUACAAUUAAAAGAAAAGUAAAUAUAAACCAUUUUGUAUUUUUAACUAAAUCAGUGUAAAGUAAGAUGACUUUUCAGUCUUUGCUCUUUCCAAAGAGAUCCUGUCAGGACAUAAGGCAUCAAAGGUAUUUUCAUUUUUACAUGCCACUGUGACUAAGGCGUACUCUCACAAUGCACUUACUCGUGUAAGUGCUGCCUCUCACACGUCUGGUCUAUAUUAAACAUGAUAACAACCUUACAAUGACAGUAAGUGUAAACAGACGUUGCCUAAAGGUCACUUUGUAGUAUAUUCAUUUCUACACGGAAGGCUGGCGAGCUUGUACACAUUUACCUGUCCAUACAUGAAUGGCACUUGGUUGGUGCAGAGCAUGCUCACCACACAGCACAGCUAUAGAGCCCUCUCUGUCUGUCUCUGGUCGGUCAUGGUGACUGCAAACUGACGUGCCUUUCUAACAAUAAAGCUUUAUUUUCCGCCAUUUUGUUUAUCACCCCAGAGGCCUUUCUUGUUGAUUGAAAUUCGAGUUUGCACGGUUUACAUGCUUUUUCCCUCCCUUUCCCUGUCUGUUUGUAUUGUCUCCUUGAAAAUUGCAAUCUUUCUGCUCAAAACAGGUAAUUGUCUGAGGACGAGCUGUGUCUGUGUUCACAAUGCCGGCUCCAUUGUGUGUUUUCCAUAGCAACUGUCUUCAUUGCCAGGAUGUGACAAAACAAACAUCCCUUGAAAUAGAAGGAAAAGAUGUUUCUUUAAAAUGAGAGGACAAUGACAGCUUCAAGCUAUCUCGUCACCAAGGAUCUUCUCUGUAUUCCAGACCCGCAGAUCAUGGAAAGAUUUGAAAUCCUCUCACAGGAUAAUGAACUCACUAGUUCCCUAAAUCACACUAAAAAGGAGAUAUUAUUUUGGGAGAGUGUUUAAUUGUGCUUGUCAUGGGUUAAGUGUGGAUAGUUUAAUAUCCUCCAGAGGAGUCUGAUCUUUUUUUGUUGUCUGUUCUGAUCUCCAAAUCGUUGCUGGGUCUUCUUAUUUGAUGAAUAGUAAAAUAAUUACAUUUGAUCAGCUUGAUUUCUAUCUGAGCUCUUGUCAAAUUUUUAUUGCUUUUUGAUGUUCUGCCAUGAAUCCACAUGUGAAUACUCAGCUCUCUUAAUGGAUGGGUUUAAAAAGUGAAUCAAACAGUGUCAAAAUAAUUCUCUUAUCUCGACAGAACCUGUCUCAGACACACAUGCUCAUCGACCUCAUACAGGAAAUGAAGGAGAAAGGGUACAAACUGAGGAUCUGUCCCCCUGCUGAGUCCAAUCUGGUAAAGUUUACCGUCUGUCUUCUCUUCUCUCGAGUCUGAGUCCUCUUCAAACUAUGCAGUCAAUCGAACAAAUACAAAAGACUUUGGGUCUGAUGUUAUUCUGCUCAUGCUGUGUUUAUUUAGAAAUAAUUCUCUAAUUAUUCAACUACAUGCAUUUCAGUAGUGAUGAGUUAUUACCAAAACCAAUUUGCAGUACUAAGGAAGGUAAAGUUGAACAUGUAAAUGUUUUUAUUUGGUUGAAAACCAGAAUCCCUGUGCACAGCCUGCAUUGUCAGGUCCAAAGAAAUCAAUGAGGAAAAGAAAGUUGUAGUGAAGCCGAUUUCAGUGUGCAGCAGAUCUUUUCUCCUUUAGUCUUUAUUUGGUUGUUUGUUUGUAAUAAUAAUGCAAGAACAUCUUUUAAGAAAAUGCAGUCUUUUAAAAGUUUUCAAGCAGCUGAGAAAAAUCUGUGAUCUUUGCUCUAUUUCUAAUGAAAAAUGUUGUUAAAUUAUUUGCAAACUAUCAAAAUCUGUUGGAUUACAUUUUAUACAACGUCCCAACUCUUUUGAAAAUGGCCUUCCUGAAUCAAGCAAAUUCAUUUUUAUGAGUAACUCAACAGAUUAAACUCUGAUUUGUCUAAAACUGUUAUUAUAUAACCUGUUAAGACACAAACGGAGAAUUUUAUGUCUGUUUCUGUGAAAUUACAAAUUAAAAAUGUCUCCUAUGUUAAUAUUCCAGAAUCCACUGAUGGUAUCGCUGUCCAGUCCUGAGCCACUGACUGCGGCCAUGUUUCUUUUUCUACAAAGCAUGAAAGAGCCUGGGAAAGGCCCUUUAAACCCCAAGAUCCUCUUCAACCAGCUCUGCCAGAAGUAAGCCUCUGUUACACACAUCUAUUACCAUAAAACCACACUGGCCUUCAGUUGUGCACUCAGUAUGUUUCCCAGGGUCGCUUAGGCUAUGGGUUGUGGUGUAUUGUUAUCGCACUACUGAAUCAUCACAACAGCUUACAACACAGAAGAUAAACCUUUUCCCUGCCUUCAAUCCAUGAGGUUGUGGUGUCCAUUUUUAUCAGUUAAACAAAGGUAACACUUGGUCCCAGCUUAGGUUGCCAACAUUUUUGAUGCUUUGAAGCUUUUCAAUACUGUGUUGAAUAAAAUGAUUUUGUACUUCACAUGGUCAGAAUAUUUUCUUGAUAUCAAUCAUAAAAAGGAUUUCAAAUAUUGAAAUAUUCAGCUUCUGGUGAGUCUGUUCAUUUAUACUCACUACUUGGUUGGGGCUCCUUUACCAUGAAUUCCUACAUCAGUGUGUCAACCUCUUAGCAGAUGGAAACAUGAGGGUCUGUAAAACCUUCUGGUAGACUUGUGUAGACUCUGGACAUAAAACACAGUAGACCAGCAGCAUCAGUCUGGUUCUUUUAGCUCCCUAACCUUGGUAAUACUCCUCAGGUGUUAUCUCUGGUUUAGGAGUGAAUCAAUAGUAGGAGUACGAAAGUUGUUGUCCUUUUCCUCUAUGUAGAGGCUCAUGGUGCUCUGACUACAUGCUCAGUCCACUGCUUGUGAAGCUCCCCGUGUUUCUUAAAUCCUUUUCUCUUGAUAAUGCUCUCAAGGCUGUGCUCAUCCCUGUUGCUUUCCCACCUUUUCCUCUCACCUAGUCAACUUUUCAUGAAUCUGCUUCCAUACAGACUCUAUGAACAGCAGCCUUUUCAGCAGUGACCUUCUGUUGCUGACCCUUCAUGUGGAGGUUGUCAAUGAUGGUCUUGUGGACAUCUGUCAAGUUAAAGGUCUAUACCACAGUUGGGACUGCAUGUUCUCGAGGCACAUGGUAUUGAGCUGGUAUGAGCUCAGAGCAUAGACUGUAUAUGCUAUGGACAACUUGGUUCCGCCUCUCGCCUGUAUACGGAUUUGAAGCCAAAAAGCUCUCUGUAUUUCUGGGAUUUUCUUCAUUUGAAACCAGCGCUGCGCAGUAGCAAUGCGCGUAUUCGGCCGUGCAGUCGCAGAGAGUCGCUGUGAUGAUGCUCGGCUCAAACAGCGUAUCCCCCAGGAGAGCUACGCAAUCCCUGAACGCCCUUAGGCUGUAUCAGGUGUCAAUCAUAGCAAACAUGAACCCCCUAAUAACGUUUAAAAACGGUCUUCAUUUACUAUUGACAGCAUGUCAAUUGUCAGUACACACUGCUGGCUUUAUGUGAAAAUUGGUUAUCAGAAACUUUAAAACCACCUGUUUACGUUGGCCCAGAAGUUCACUCUUUGUUGCAGAAGUGUUUCGAUAAUGGAAAGUAUCAAAUCAGGGGCAGAAGUUUGGUAUCAUAACAACCCAAGUCCCAGCUGAAUUCCUUUCAGACACUCAAUCAGUUUCAAACACACUGAGUAUAUGUACUGUGGCUGUAGAGGUAGUAGUUUUGUGGCCUUUUCUACUACUUGCCACACUGGUGUGCCACCUGUGUUACAUUUGAUCCAGAGCAAGGUCUAACAGGCAGAAAGAACCGCACAUUUGUGAGCUGAACUGUGUUCUUGUUCUUUUUUAUAUAUGGUGAGUGCGAGUGUUUGGUCGGCUGGGUUCUUGCUUGCUUAUGGUACACUGCUGGUUGGGUCCAUCCUGUGCGUGCUUGAGAAUGGGGGUUGUUGUACUGUUUAGUAGUGCAGGUGGGUGACCAGGGUAUUUGACACUGGAUGACUGGCUACAUCUCUGGUGCUGCUUUGACAGUUAUUCUGGUACCUAGCUUUCAUCCGAGAGGCCUCUGUGUGUGUGUGUUUGUGUGCGUCGUGUGAGUAGGACUGUGCAUAUGUGAAUGGCCACCUCACCUGGUACCACCUCAGUCUGCAGCACACAUGCAGGCAAUUGUGCAUUCAGACAGUAAACAUUGAACACACCUUUAUGCAUUCACUCGUAGCCAAUUUCAAGUGGGGUUAAUCCAUUCCACUGACGUGAAUUUGAUUAAAGAGGUAUGACUUUAAGCCUCAGCGGCCACUACCCAUGUGGUACACUGAUACCACGAGUGAACUUAAAAUAAAUCCACUAAAAGGCCGUCUCGGACUUUCAGACAGCUCAUGCAAAUUUGCAGCUGUGGUAUCCUGCCAGGGUGUAUUCAAUGCCAAACAAUGGUUGCAAACACUAAAAGAUACUCCCCUGCGUAGGUGUUCUUAUUCUCUUCCUUUUUGCUCUUCAUAACAAUUCAGUUAUCAUCAUUCAUCUUCAAAGUCAGGUUUCUCAAUGUGAGGGUUUCUGGAAUUUUCUACUGAAAAACUGAACUGAAUAGAAAAUGUUGAAGACUUCUCACUGCACUCUGAAAAUGUGAGAUGCACCAAAACAAAAAACAAAAAAACGUACAUUUUAUUUGCUAAAUUAGUUACAAUAGGGAUAAAGGUGUGAUGAUUAAUCAUUAAAGAUGGAAUCUAACUUACCAAGGCGAAAGAGCAGUAGGAAGAGACAAAGCUGUAAUUUUCCACUUACCCAGAGAGAUCAAAUCUCUUUCUGUAUACCAGUUUGAGGGGCAGAAAUUUUAAAGGUGGCUAUAUACAGCCUGUUGGGGACAGGGUGUUAUCCCUUCAGAAGCUCCUCAAUUUCAUUUUGGCUUGCAAGUUAACAGGCAAGGCACAACUCGUGCAAAAUGCACAUGCCAAUCACUGAAGAGCAGGAGACGUGUCUAUUUUUAGUGUGUUGCUGGCAAAUUAGACUGAAAAGGAUCUGUGGUGAUUCAAAAUGCCUAAUGUCUAUACCCGUAGAGUAAAUAUAUUCACAACUCUUGUCCUAUCUCUUGAGAGUUGUGUUCACAAAUUACAGCAGAGCUUGUAAAACAGAAUGUGUGAGUUUUACAGCAAUGCUAGCUAAACAGAGUUGUAUGGAAUAUGCUGGAGACAUCUCUAUUUCGAAUGUUUUGGCUGAUUAGAUGACGGAUAAUUGUGGAUUUAAAGACUUGAUAUCUUGCUCUCAUGCUUCAGUGAGUUUCACUGAUUUUUCAAAUGACAUGCAUCACAGCGGUAAGGACUCUCUCACCAGUAGAUUUCAGUAUGUAGGAUUUGUACAGGCAUAACAGGUUUGGAUAUUUAAAAGACCUCUAAUGCCUUUUUUCAGAUUUGUUAUUUCAUCUGGGACACGCAAAGUGUACACAACAGCAGUUGUAGUGUGAACUAGCCUGAGCGCUCCAAUAUUUUAACAAAAACACUCUUCCACACAGCGACUCAUAUACCUUCAGUCGGGUCUAAAGCUGUAGGUUGAAAGUACAGGGUCAAGAACUGAUAGAGUUUACAGGGACAUUUCCCGUUCUAGUGACCUUUUUCUCGCUGAAUAUAGUUUAUCAUUCUCACCUGUCACUGCAAGCUCUUGUCUCCCAAUGAGGUUUUCGUCUGCCCUUGGCCUGUGGGGACUAAGAGCAAUUUUCUAUUUUCUUUUCACUGUCUGUCUCAGUAUGUUUGUGGAGACAGGGAGGUUAAAACGGCUUUCAGCCAAAGAUUGAAUGCCAGUUUAAGUGUUUAUGUGCAACUCUGGAUUUCUAUUGAGCUCAGUUUUGCGUGAAUGUGUGUAUUUCCGUGCAUGUGCGCGCACAUGCAUUUUACUCUACCAGCUGAGUACUCCACAGCCUGUCUUUUCCUCCUCCUUCCCUCCUGCAAGUGGAGCGGGUCUGGCCUUGGCUCGGACUGCUGCCAAGCUUAAGCUUGGUUGGAUGGUCAGCACCACACUCUAUCUGGUGCCAGAGAGUGUCCCAGCUUGUACCCAGGCUAGUGAGGGGCCACAGACUCACAAUUUAAUCAAAUAAUCAAGUAUUUACCCUCUUCCUAAUGGACAUCUUAAGUUUUUGCUUACUUGGUUGGCUUUAAUGAGGUCCUUUCUACAAAAAAUGGGAUGUAACAACUUACAAUGCUGGUUUUACACCACGGUUUGGAGCAGAUAACUUUACAGUGCAUAUGUAAGCACUUUGAUUUUCCAUUCCUUGAUGUCAGGCAUGUUUUACUCUGUACCUAAUCUUGUAAUGAAUUAAUUUUGCCUUAAUCGAAAAAAAAUCCUGGAGCAGAAGAUCUGCUAUUCAAAGAUUCCAUGUGCAUAACUAGCAAUAUCCAGUAAUAUUUAGCUGUCAGGUUGUUCUGUAAAUUGAAAUGUCCCCUUGCUCUGACCUUCUGUCAGUGAAGCAACGGUGGCCUUCGAGGACAAUGAGCUCCUUUGAUGCAUGAAAAGGAUUGUCCUUCAUUUUUUUAAGUUUUUACAAUCAACAACCACCCCCCUCUUCUUUGUCUUGCUACUGGAGUAUUUAGCGCUGCCGCUCACUCAAUACAAAAAUGCCAAUCUUACUGUGCUGUCCAGUCUGUGCUUCAGUAGAAACAUGGCAGCCACCGCGGAAAGGGACUCGCUCCUUAUGUACAUACAGAAAACUCUGUUAUGGAUACAAACAGACAGAUUUUUAUAUUCAGGUGAUUACAAACUGAUUUACACAUACUUGCAAUUAUUAUUUUCUAUUUCUACCAAGAUUGUUCUGCUGCUAAUUCCAAAUCACCUUCAAACUGCCAGGGUAUUGGACAACCAUAUUUUUUUAGAGAGAGAGUAUUACACUUAUUUUUUUCAUACUCUGUAAUUCCUUUCUAAUACUUCUUUAUUAGUGUUACAGGAUUUUCAGAUUUUAAAAAAAUCCUCCCUCUUUAAGCAGCAUGUCCACAGCACAGUAAAGGAUGUCUUCAAAAAUUUGUUAGCUAUCAAUUCAAUACCAUACUACCAUGUAAUGCUCGGUCUAUUGGAAUUGGUAAUAUUGAACAUGGUGCAUGUUAAACGCAUCAGCAGGCCAAAAAAGCCGAACAGAAGCAGUCAGCUGCACCUGUUUCUCUCAAGGACUGAUUCAAUUUUCAAGACAGCCAGUGGACAUUCUCUUGUGUUACAAAAAAAAAGAGAAAAAGCUGCUCCAUCAAUGUGCUUUGUAUAAAUGUGUGUUUACCCACAUCUUCCCAAUAUUGUUCCCAAGCCUUAUUGAGAAGCCGUACAUCAUUUUAGAAAUAGCAGAGGACAACAAUGGAGUCUAUCUAGUGCUUUGGCAUCCCAAGCUUAUUCACACAUAACUAACACACACACACACACACACACACACACACACACACACACACACACACACACACACACACACACACACAGGCAGUGCUGGCGUACAGGUCUGCUCAGGUGGAGAACCUCUCUCAGAUUGAAGAAAGCAGAUAUUCAUGGUCGGAAGAAAGAAGUGAAAAUGAAGAAUUAAAUCAAAGCUUGUGUGCGUAUGGUGAGUCCAGAACUGUGGUACACAAUGACUCUAACUUCCAAAUGUGAUGACCAAAACCCGUUCACUCUGAUUCACAUGGGAAUAAUAGGAAACAUGUAAAAUCAGUGCAAGUUAGCGUCAGUUAAAACAAAUACAUUUUUUAAAAUUAAGUGACCACAGAAAAUGUGGAAGAUUCUCCUUUACCCCAUUAUGUGAAGUUAGUCGUGAACAGUUACAGGAAAGCAGAUCUACUUAAAGGUUUAGUAAGAAGCUCCCCUCGAAAAAGAGAGUGAUUUCAGAUAACACAUACCAAUCUGUGUGAAGGAAAAUUCAGGAUUUGUUUCUGACAUACUGUACAUAUCAGAAAAUCUGUGUUUAAGUAUCAGACUAAAAAACUGAUGAUCUCAAUGAGUUUUAUGAGGUGUCAAAGGUUGAUCCUGAUCCAGACAAAAUUCCGGAUACUGUGAUCCAGAACACACAAAAAUAAGGGUGUCGUUGGAAUUUUCAAUGCUGAAAGAUAACCAGUGAAGAUACAAGGAAGUGUACGCUGACAAAUAUUGCAUAAUAAAUCAUGCAUCUAUCUAUCUAAUAUGAGCUUUGUUGUUUUAGGAACAUUAUAAACAGUGAACAUACCAGUUUAAACACAAAUAAACGUUAAUAAAAGACACGUAACAGUAAAAGCUUUGGUGUGAAUCACAAUAUAAGGGGGGACAUGAGCUGCUUGGUGGAGGUCUGCGCUCUCCGAGUGCUUUUCUAGUUAUACAUUGUCUAUUGUGGCACAGAUAUUUUUCAAUCAGUUCUACUGUUGGCUUGUUCGUCACAGUCCCAUCUUUGUAUACGAGGAUUAUUGAUUUAUCUUUACAAAUAAAAUGUAUUAUUAUUAUUAUUAUAAAUCGCUGAGUGAAGGCUGGAGGCAUUUAACAUGUGAGCUGUGUGCGGGUACACUGUGUUACUCAUAUGUGUGUGUUUUUUUUUUUUUUUUUUUUUAAGGGGGUUGGGGGGUCUUGUGUGGCCUUGUGUCUGGUACUAACUCAUCCGGCUACUAAUUGUGUUAGCUCCGCAGCUGUUUGCAGUGGCCAGAUUGAGAGCAGUGCUACAGGGCCCUUCUGCUUCUCUCCACUGGGAUGAGCUUCAGACCCCUUCAUUCCCACUCAUACCGACCAAUCCUUUUUUUUUCCCCCCUCAAAUCUGUGCUGUUUCUGUCUUUUGUAAUGAUUCUUAUUAAACGUUUUUUGUUGUGCUUCUUUCCCUCUGUCUUUUGCGUUUUAUUUUCCUCUCUGUGUUUCUCUCUGGAGAGCAUUCCAUCACAUGCUCUCUACCAUGCUCACCCCUCCACCCACCCUUCACCAUGUGUCUGCAUGAAAAGAUUGGAGAAGACAGCGUAGGUGACAGUUUUUUUAGGAAUGGAGGCGGGACAAGGGUGACAGUAGGCUCUUCAAGACCUCUUUGUUUUGACUUGUGUUGGGGUUAAGUGGUCUCAUCUAUAGGCCGACUAAGACAUCCAUUUUUGAGCCCGCAUAUCAGUUUGUCUGAGAGAUAAUUUGAUAUAAGCAUAUUAGUUCAUUAACUUGUCUAUGAAACACAAUAGCCACGUUUGAUUCAUGCUGGUGUAGUGAGAAUGUUCAUCAGAAUAAAAUAGCACAGUAUAUUAAGAUAAUAUACUGACUCAGCUACACUGGGACAGUAGUAAAGCUGUAAAAGUACCUUUUAAAUAUAUUCAUAAGUCACUAGCUCUCUGGGUGUCAGAGAGGUGGGUAAGGGCUUGUAGACCAGAAGAAAUUUACACCACAGCAGGCAUUAUUCAAAAACCUCCACAUAAAGGAAAGAAAAAAAUAACCCUCCACCCAAAUUUCCCACCCUCCAAACAUCCUCUCAGUUGAACUGAUGGCUUCUCAGAUAAUGAUUUGGCCUCUCCCUGUUCGAUGGGCCUGUCAGACCAACCGGUCCUUUGGUUAUGUGGCUGGCUCGGCCCUACAGGUUGUAGUGGCUGUAGCCUUGGCUGCCCAUCUGCCCCUGGCAUCUGUCCCCACAUCUGCCUCAUCAUGGCCAGCGGACAGACCCAAGGAGAGGCUCCCCUCUAACUGCUGUGGGAUUCAUGUCCAUGACAAAAACCCCACCAACAACAGGCUGGAAAUUGUUUGGGAAAAUAUCCCAGCGCAAAUGAAAUGAUAACAAAAUCAAGAAGUGUGGUUAUUUUCUUUUAUUAUCCUCUUUUCUCUGUGUAGAGCAACCCUGUUGUUAACUCUUUGUUCUCCAGUGAUACUCUGUCCAUCUGAUGAAUAGUCUUUUGAUAGAUUAUUAGUCAGUAAAAAAAAAAAAAAAACUGCAUGAAGACAGGAUGUUGCAUAUUAAUCAAAUACCUAAAAAAAUAGCCAAACCAAUUUGUUUGAAAAUAGUUUCAAGGUGAGGGAGUACUUUAUUUUGUCAACUUUCAUUUCGGGCCUUUAUGGCAACUGAGAAUAGAGUGAGGCAACAGUAAAAAAAAAAAAAACACAGGAACAUAAAACAAAAUAAAUGCAGACAAAUGUUAUAUCUGAGAUCAGACCGGUUGCUGUAUUUUAAUUUCAUGGUGUGCACUUGUCUUUUUUUGUUUGUCCAGGGCUCCACGCUUCAAAGGCUACCAACAACAAGACAGCCAGGAGCUUCUUCACUACUUACUGGACUCCAUUCGAGUUGAGGAAACUAAAGUGAGCUUUCCUUAUUUGACCCCCUUUUACUGCUUUAAGAAAACUAACAUGUAUUUUAUUUCAUUUUUUGGACAUUUCUGUUGAAUUUCUUUUGUCGCGUUUUUUUUCUUCUACAUUUUCUAAAGUUUUUUUUUGUCGCUUAAAGUCCUUCAAAUCUGCACAAAGUACCCCUUGUACCUCUUUUAUUUGAUUUUUCUUUUGAAAUGUUGGUGAAAAAUUUGGCAGAAGAAAAUGUCUUAGAAGUAAGGACAACAUGAGUACAAGCUUAGUCAGAUUUUGCCAAACACAGAAUUCAUUUUUCAACCACGGCGAUGCCAAUAAACCCAUCAUCCUCCAUUUUUGUGUUGAUAAACUUUUUGGCAUGCUGACUCUCUGGGUCUUAAGCAUGAAUAUCUCAAAGGCUGCUAAUCAUCACUCAAGUGGGUAUUGUGCUUGAGCAUGUUGAAAUAAGCACUUAACUGCAUGGCUGGAAGUCAUGUAUCAUAAUAGUACACAACAAUUGUUGGUUGUUAAGUAUAUUUUAUCAAACUAAGCAACGUGGAAGAUGACAGAAUUUAAGGACUGAUCCAUUCAAUCAGCACCUGUUUCAAAUUUGAUUUACUGUGGAAAUCAUUUGUUUUUUUUGUAUCUGGGAUUUUUCAUUGGUCAGCUUUGUGCUUUAAUGUUUUGGCAAGUACGGACCCCUCCCAUCCAUUUGCAGGGGCAAUUAGGAAACCCCACAGCAGCCUCUUGCAGAGCUGAACUGCACCCCGUGGCCCCACCAGUGCCUACGUGAACCAAGGUGGAGAAGUUAGCGGGUGUGUUUAGUGGUCAUCCACAGACCCAGGAGUAGCCUCAGGCUGGGCUCUCCUGCUUCCAUUCAAACUUGUGAACACUGACAGUUGUGCCACUUAGGGGACUUGCAAGUGGUACAACCGGCAUCAUUGUGUUAUCUUGGGAAACCCACAGCUGCUGAAUGAGCUCCAGGGCCGUCCUAUUGUGCUUGAGGGUCACCCACAACCCCCUCCACACCCCCCCACCCAUAUACGCACAAGCACGCACACACACUCAUCAGCCCAUCUUCCAAUCCAAUCAGGGAAGUAAAAGAGGGAGGGGGUAUUCAUCCUCUAUUCAUUCAGUCAGAAACUCAUUUAAACAGCCAAAACGUUAAGAGAUACAGUUGCAUUUGAGCCUGUGGAGUGUUUUUUUAAUCAGGCACUAAAACCAGCUAAAUAUAUAAUUUUAAUCAUAAUAUUUCAGACAUUUGAUUUAUAUUCCCUCCUCAAACGCAGGACCAAAAAUGAGAAGACCUUUUUUUCUUUACCUCUGUCACGUCUAGUCCACCUGAAUGAACCCACUUGGUUCAAAAAGGCACAUUAUAGCAACUCAUGAACACUUCUACUAUGUGAGCGUGUGCUAAGUGUGUUGUUUGUGAUGUAGUGAGGGAAACUGGUGUCAUGCAGUCUGUGUUCCCAACCUUUUAGAGGCCCUAAAUGUUUGUGUUUACCAGCCAUUAGUGUCAGAGAUCUAAAUAUGCUAAUUUGGCCCAAGUCAAUUAUCACCAAUUAGCUGAGAUGGUAGGUAUUACCCUCUCAGGGCAUGGACUGUCCUUCUUUGCCUCGUCUUCAUUUGAGUUUCCACCCCUUCACCCUCAUACCAGCAACCCUCUGCGCCCCCUCUCAUUCAGCCCAUCCUGUGUGGGACAGUGCAUGCUGUUACACUGGAGGGGGCAGUGAGGGGUGGGGGUAACUGGUAAUUAAUUAGUAGGAGAGUCCCCCAUUCUGGUCUGACAGUGCCGACUGAGUGGGGUGCAGACUGGCCAGGAAAGGAUUAACAGGACUUUUUGACCUAAAUAGCCAGUCCAGUGCGUGGGUCCCGGGACAAUGGGGGCUGACUGGUCUCGGCCGCAGACAUAGACCGUGGCCAAUUAUCUAUUGAUUGGUCCUUCACUGUGGCUGUGCCUCUUCACAGCUCUCUCACAAACACACUCACUGACCAUGUCACCUUCAAUAAGAGGGCCCCACUAAGAACUUAGACACACACACAAACACGCACAGUUCAUUAAGACAUUUAAGUGUUAACGUUUGUAGACAAGCACAAUAAUUAUUUUACACUAAUGAUGCUUGUAAUAGGUAAACCUGUCAAAGUAAGCGGCAGACUCCAUUUUGAUGUUUCACUAAUGGAUGUAAUUGAGAAAAUGCCAGACGAAAACCUGCAAUCUCUCUUAUUCAAAUGUAACGUGGAGACCAUCACUUCCUGUUUGCGUUGUUUAUCAUUUGUUUGUUUGUGUUUGUUGUCUUUAGAGGGUGAAAGCAGGAAUCCUGAAGGCUUUCAAUAAUCCCACAGAGAAAACUGCGGACGAGGAGACCAAACGCCAAGUCAAAGGUUUGCAUGUCCAUUGCAGCGUUUGUAUUGUGAUGACUCAGAUCAAUAGUCCCAUCUUCUGGCAGUUGAUGGAAAUACAGCUCAGUGACUCUUCUGUCAGAGGGUUGUUUGACAUUUAUUACAUGUGGCUCAGAAAUACCUGAAUGUAGUGUUUGUCAAAUAUGUUACGUAUCUGAUUUAUUUAUGUCCAGCAUGCUGUCACUGAAGUUUCCUGAUCUUAUGUUUUUUGUUUUUUUUUCGGGUGAAGGCUGACUGAAUUGUUUCUCAUAUCCACAUUGUAAAAACCAUGUCUCUCUGUUCUCCCAGCGUAUGGAAAGGAAGGUGUAAGGAUGAACUUUGUCGACCGUAUCUUUGUGGGCGAGCUGACCAACACAAUUAUGUGCGAGGAGUGUGAACACGUAAGUGUAUGUGGGUGAAGAACUGCAGGGUCAGCAAGGUCAUGAGCGCUCGAUCCAAACCAACAUCAAGACAGUAUAGUAGCUGUGCAAUAACUAUGCUUUGUAGCCUUCUCGGAGUUUCAAAAGAAGCUAGUACAUAAACAAAAACAGACUUUACCGGACUUUACCAGUUUCUAGUUGUGAGCCAUCAGUUAUGAUUUUACAGAUAUUUGAUACGGACCUGUCAGACAACUGACCAAUAUGUCUAAUAUGAUCUUGAUGUCUUUUGGCAAUUUAAUUUUUUCAUGUAACACUUUGCUUAAAGUUUUAGAUGAAAGAUGAAUAAUGAGGCAUUUUAAUUAUUAGAACAAAGAGAAGUCUCCGUGAAAACAACCAAAAAUUAGCAUUUCAAAGACCACCUCACAUUAUUCUAGGUUUAAUUAAUAAGAUGUAGGAGUUUAAGGUCAUUAACAAAGUAGCUGCCUGUGUAAAAACUUGAGACUUUCCUUGGAGGUAAACAGCAUCAGGUGUGGGAAGAAAAGACAGAUAUAAUGUCAUUCACAACCAAAAAUAGAAAAUCUGAAAGUGUUGAAGGUAAAUUGUAGACGAUGGUGGUGAGUCUUCUGGGUUUUCUUUUUUUCUUCAGUUGAUCGUAAAAUUUAAACUUUUUAAAGCCAGGGAGAAUUCCUGUUCGAAUCUCAUCCUAACUAAUUGAAUUUCCCUUUGGGGAUCAAUAAAGUUCUUCUUUCUAACCAAGGAAGUGUAAAAGUAGCUCAGACUGUACUUGUUACUACUUCAGUGAGCAGUCAGUACAAACACCACUGUGUCCAGGUUUUUUUAUUUAUUUAGUUUCAGUCCAGAGCUGCGACUGUCAAAUCUGAAAGAAGUCUGCAGUAUUGAAAAAAACAGACAUCCUUCAACAUUUUAAACUUUAAAUUUCAAGUUUUAGGGUUUUAAAGGCAGUAACCUUCCUCCCUAUGUGCAGUGCACACACAGUGCAUAGGACCUCAGCUUAUAUGGGGGUCCUCGACUAAACCAUAUACCCAUGUGUAUUAACAGUAUAUUUGUUGAGUUUAGACAUUACAUAUAAUAUUUACUGGUAUCAAUGUAUGACAUGAUGUGCUGUGCGCAUCUUCACAGUGUGAGACACACACUGUCCCGACAAGCACUCACACUUCACUCCUUGUCUAAAUGCACUAAGUUUUCCUUUUUUUUUUACCUCUUGUGUCCAGUUGUCUGAACCUGAUGUUGUUUAGUAAUGUAACUGCAUUGGUUCUGGGUUGACACGUAAUGUAUUUAACACCAGACUUCUUUCUUCCAUGCCUCAGUGAACUAUAUGUAGAGGUGAUUGAAUGAUAAACUCAUAGCUGAUGGAGAUCAGCAAACAAAGGUUCAGGUUCCUGGUUUAUGCAAAGAUCUCUUGUUGAAAUGUUUUUUUUAAAUGAAGGACUUGUUCAUUGACAGAAUUCUCAUUAACAUGAACUUAUUUUAACAGAGUUACAUUGACUUGGUUCCUAUAAAAGAAGCUUGCUAAUUAAAAAUGACACUUAGUUAUCCACUAGCUCUGUGCAGGCACCCUAGGUGACCGUAUGAGCUGGAGGAGGGCGCCUUAUCAUGAACUCUGCUUUGGGCUUCCCUUUAAUCCCUGUUUAAACAUAUUCUCCAAACUCUUGGUAACAUAUUAAAGGUAUUUGAUUAUGCUUAUGUUAACCCACACGUGAUCUCUCUUUCAGAUCUCCACAGUGAAGGAGGCUUUCAUAGACAUCUCUUUACCUAUCAUCGAGGAGAGGGUAAGCUGUUGCUAUUGGUCAUGAGACUGUUUAUUUGGACAGUAAACAUAGUAACAAACAGUAAACAUAGCUGAAUAUGUCCAUCUGUAUUAAUUCAUUGAUUAAUCUGUUUGCACAGAUAUCAAAACCUACAAACCCUGGCAGGCUGGGUAAGGCCGGACGGGAGCAGGACACUCACACAAUGCACAGCGACCAGGUUUUUUCUGCAGCUCAUCCAGUCAACAGGAAUACAAGGAAGCUAAGUGGACAGGUAAAGUUAACAGUGUGAAAUGUGUGGGACCCUCACAUUUGAAGUGAAUUUUUGGGCCUGUUUGGAUUUAUGUAGCUCAAAAAAGUAACUAUUGGACAGAUGUGUUGAUUGAAUGUAGCUUGUGGAGCCCUUGUCAGUUUUUUAGCUGGAAAAAAAAACUCCACACCCGCCUCUUUAAGAGAGACUUGCGUGUCUGUUAUUUAACCCUCAGAAGCAGCAGAGCAGGAGGUCAUCAAGCUCUGUGGAGGAGAAGGGUGCAGGCUGUAGUGCGGAGCGGCACGAGGAGGAGGGGGUUGCCGGUGGAUCAGCUCGGGGUGUUUCCGUUUGCAAGAUGGCUGUUGCUGGCAGCCUAUCUGAUGGGAGCGAAAGAGACUCAGGUGCCCAGGACAGCAGUAAUGACGCUGACAGUGAGGCUUCAGAGAGCGAGUGGGCCCCACGCAUCUCUUCUGGCCACAGCCAUGGGCACAUGUCCACACCAUCCUCUACCUCCACGCUGACCCCAUCUCCUACAGCCGUCUCUGCCUCUUCCCCGUCAUCUUCAUCGUCCAUGAGGCAAGGUGGCGCUGUAGAGCAGCUAGUUACCGCUGUGUCUAAAGUCAACCUCGGGUUCAGCACUGGGGACUGCUCAUCCUCUACUCACUGUACUCCAGAGGAGCAGGGAGAAACACAUACACGAGAUAACCUCCACCAUCAGCCCCAUAAGGGGGCCUUCCAGGUGCUGUCCCACAGUUACACACCCAGCUCCAAGGAGUGCUCCAUCCAGUCCUGUCUCCAUCAGUUUACCUCUGUAGAGCUGCUGAUGGGCAACAACAAGCUGCUGUGUGAGAGCUGCACCGAGCGCAGACACAAACAGCUGCGCAAGAGCAGCUCAGCAGGUAAGACGCAGCAUCAGGAGGAGCACCAAGAGCUUUGAGAUCUACAAAUGAUGAGCAUUACCUUCAAAGAAUUUAUCACAAGUAGUAUAAUUACAUUCAUUUUUAAGAUUGUAGCCAUUUUUAUUUGCAUGCGAUCUAUUUAUCAGAGUCCCCCUUAAAAUGAUGCUCAGAAAAACUGUCUCUUGGAUGUCAAACUUUUGUGUGAGUAACUUUGUCAUGUGGAAACACUUGCGUUACAAUUUUUUUAAUGCUUAUUUUUUAGGUGCACAUCAUUUUAAACAUAAUUUUUCAUUGUAACCAGCUGUAGCUGAAGGAAAGUAAGAAGCAGAAUAGCACACUGGCAAGAUCAUCACAUUGUUUUGUUUACUUGAUUUUCUGAGAAAUUUUACACUUCACAAAGGAUGGGCACAAAAACGUAGAAGUAAACUAACUUAGAUGUUUCACUUGAGGAAUAGCCAUUCCAGCAUUUCUCCUUUGUCCUCUUCCUGACUUACUUAGUCCUUACCUAACAUGAAUGAAUGGUAGAUAAUGACGUAAUAUAAUGAAAGAAGCAUCAACAUAUUAUAUGUACAUUUUAAAACGUAUGCAGACCCAACAGGUAUUGAAAUAUUUCAUGCAUUUUAAAGUAAAUGUGUCAAUAAUGGUGAAUGUCAGGUGCCAUAGAGAGGAUUAGCUGCUCAUCGAGUCCAAGUGUCACAGAGCAGAAUUCAGAGCUGAAAGGUGUUUUUAAAAGUAGAGCCUGUCAAAGGUGUGUAAAAGGUGCCUGGAUCCAGAUGAGCAGGCACUUGGUGUACCAGCACCCUUCAGGAGUGUUUGACAGUAUGUGUGAACUCUCUAACACUGAAAUUCAGUGAAAGCGCUUGGAAAGGCUAAAAAAUGUAAUUGUUACAAUCUCUCAGACCUUUCUUUUUUUUGUAGGAAGUACAUUAGUUUGGUAGAUUUGAGCAGCACAGGACUAAUUCUGAAACCGGAUCUUUCUUUGUUAUUGACACAGACAAGAAGGUGGAAAAGAUUUACACCAGCGCAAGGAAGCAAAUGCUGAUAUCAUCCCUGCCUCCUGUGAUCACGUUACAUCUUAAACGCUUCCAUCAGGUGAGCUGGGACACAGUCUGCCUUUCUAUCCUCCUAUUCACUGUAAAAGUAGCAGUCGUCUGUGAUGUUUCAGGGUGUAGCAUAAACAGUGACAGAUCUGGCCUUUAUUGUGGUUUACAGGUUCAGAUGUCAAUAAGUUCUGCUUCUGCUCUUGUAUUUUAAGGCAGGGAUGAACCUAAGGAAAGUGAACCGACACGUUGACUUCCCCCUCAUCUUGGAUCUUGCCCCAUUUUGCUCAGUGUCCUGCAAGGUAUCGUGACACUAAUGCAGACAUCCAAAAAGAUUCAAUGAGCUUAAAAUGAAGUAAUGAAAAUAUCAAGUCAAUCAAGAGGUUUUUUUUUUGUUUGUUUGUUUUUUUUGCUCAUCCUCUUUCUUGUUUCUGCAAGAAUCUGGCUGCUGGUGAGCGUGUCCACUACAGCCUGUAUGGGAUUGUUGAACACAGUGGUUCAAUGCGAGGGGGACACUACACUGCAUAUGUCAAAGUGCGCCCUCCUCAAAGGAAAACAGAGCAGCACCACAGGAACCAGUCAGGUCAGGAUUUGGCUUUAUUGAACUCCUUUAAGACUUUUUUUCUUUUUUUAACUGCACCAGAGAAAUAUUCCUAUGAAACCUUUUGUGUGUCUUCCACAAGUAGCAGGAUGUAAAGUGAUGUUGAGUUAUAAAGAUCUGUAAUUUGGGAUAUCCGGGAUAUCUUUUGACACAAGAACACCCAGCAGUUUGCUUUCUUGCAGGAUUUGUAGGGUUGUCACUCCUCAAAAAAACAAAUGUUUGAAGUGUUGUCUUCUCUCCUAUAUUUAUAAAAAAUUAAAAAUUUGUACAUGCUCCAGCCGAUGGCUACAGGAGAAGUCUGACUCUGUCAAAGGCCGGUCUUCUCUGAUGUCACCUUAAGGCUGCAGUCGCUGCAGCUUGAUCACAGUUUGAAAAGAUGUUCUCUGCAAGUUCAGACAGCAAUAUACUGAAUAUCCCUUUGUAAAUAUAUUUCAGUUUAGUCAUUGUGGAGACACCCUGUGAUAGCUCGUCCACAAAUUGUACCAUACCAUUAACACUGAGGCUGUGCGUUUGUGUGUUUCAGGUGCACGAGAAGGAGGGGGCAGCUCCCAGGGCCAGUGGGUGUACAUCAGUGAUACCACAGUUCAAACGGUACCAGAAUCAAGGGUACUCAACUCUCAGGCAUACCUGCUCUUCUACGAGGAAAUGCUGUAAUUUGACUAACAGAAACCUGUAACUGGGUUUUCCUUGUAUUAUUUCAGUACAAGCCUGUACUGCUCCUCUUGCUGUACCUGUGAGGAGGUGGGAAAGGGAAAGACUACACUUGCUUUUGUUAUAUUUGAGUAAUGAACAUAGGGAUUCUUAGAAUUGUUCCUUCUUAAUGUCUAAGAUGAAUUCAGAUCGUAUCAAAUAUCAGAGUUAUUAUUUUCUGAUUCAGUAUAACUUAGACCUACAGUAUAUUAGUGUUUUAUGGUUGAAAAGCCCUUCCCUUUAAAAAAGGCUUGUAAAGGAGGGUCCUUAUCUCCUGCUAUCUCAGUCACGAUCAUGUGCCUGAGAAGUAAACUGCAUGAGGGAGUUUGCCAUAGUAACUUACAGGACAUAGGCAGAUCUACUGCAUGCUAAAACUGUGCUCAGCACUGACUUGUUGAUGUCAAUUUUGUGUGUGAGUGUGCACAUGUGAGUGAAAGAUUGAGUGAGCAAGAGACAGAAGAAUGUAGACUUAAGGUGCUAUGUGUAUCACUAUUACCACAACAAACUUAAAGGUUGAAUUACUUGUGUUAACCAUCAUAAAGAAAAUCUGCAUCCAACACAAGUGCUUUUACAUUGUGUGGCUAAGGCACUCGUUUGUUCAGAAGAGUGCUUGUUUUUUUCUGCCGAUGGAGUACGCUAGAUGCUGAGAAAUAACAGUUUCAGACAUGUUUGUCCUUUGAGUCCAGAGAAUGAAGCGCGUGGACGGGCAGAAGUGUCAUUUGUGACAGUUUAUAAAAAAAGAAGUUCAAGUACUUGGAAACAGGGGCGUCAGUGGUGUGAAAAAGAGCUCAGCCCAAUUUUCAUCCGGUUUAUUUAUAAUUGCAUAAAUUCCAUUAACAAAUUGGUUUGAAUUGUUACACAAAGCACCUUUAUUGAAUAGCACAACUGUUAUUUUUCAGCCUACUUUUAAAGGAUUGUUUUUUUUUCUAUAUCAGAAUGUAUAAAUGUAAGACUAUCGGUGAAUUACAUUUGCCAAAGACAAGUUAAAAACUGCAAGUCAGAGCAGGAAAUCAGAACCAAACCAAUGGAGUUUACUUCACUCAGUUGUAUUAAUGUUUUAUCUGUUGAGGUGAUUCUACAGUGUUGUUGCACAGCCAUUGCUUUUCAGAACAAGAAAGCACUUUGUACGCCUUCAUUUGUAUUCAGUCUUAACCCAGACCCAUGAAAAUAUCCAACAACAGACAUCAACAGACUGAGUUUGAAUUUCUGAAUAUUCUCUGUUAGUUCAGCAAAAACUAAAAACGGAAGUCUCAAAGGCUUCAGGCUUGACUACAGAAACUUUCAUUGCUGAGAUGUGCAUGGGUUGAACCUUCUAUUGAAUGUAUUGCUUGGUCAUGAAAUGAGCUGUUCAUCUCUUUUUAUGAAAAUGUCAUGAGUGAAAAUAUUUUCUUUCUCAUUGGAAAUUAGCCAAGAACAGUAGAAGAGAAAGUUCUUAACAUCAGAAUCUAGAGGAUUAUCAUUAUUAUUAUUAUUAUUAAUAAUAUUAUUAUUAUCAUUAUUAUUAUUUUGCAAAUAAAGUCAAAUACAGUGCCUGUGCUUUGGGUUAAAGGGACCUAUGCAUGGUGAAAAGACAAACAUAUGCAUUGGCAAUGCAAAGAGGGAAAUAUGUACAGUAUUUAUUUACAGUAUGGCCUACUGUAAGCAAAAUUAAUGAGGAGAGUAUGUAACUUUGCAGAUUAGAAAUAAUACAAAACCAUGGUGCUUCAGGUGUGCAGGGUGUUUUCCUGAAGACACUGUUGUGUCCACAAAAAUAUGAUUUCCAUAAGAAAACCUUUGGAUUGAGUAUAACUACAAACUAUGAAAAUAAAUCUACUUUACGAACUGAA
Molecule: messenger RNA, 30849 nt
Organism: Xyrichtys novacula (pearly razorfish)
Lineage: Eukaryota; Metazoa; Chordata; Actinopteri; Labriformes; Labridae
Source: the annotation of a GenBank genome assembly